AUGGGAAACUGUUACAACAGCUGCAAUGCAGAAAUACCCAAACCCUAUGAACCAACUGUGGUUGGAGUUGAUGUGUUGGACAGACAUAUAGAUCCCUCUGGAAAGUUGCACAGCCACAGACUUCUCAGCACAGAGUGGGGACUGCCUUCCAUUGUGAAGUCUCUUAUUGGUGCAGCAAGAAUGAAAACAUACAUGCAAGAACAUUCCGUAGUUGAUCCUGUAGAGAAAACAAUGAAACUUAAAUCUACUAAUAUUUCAUUUACAAAUAUGGUUUCAGUAGAUGAGAGACUUACACACAAACCACAUCCUCAGGACCCAGGAAAAACUAUUUUGACUCAAGAAGCCAUAAUCACCAUGAAAGGAGUUAGCCUCAGCAGUUACUUUGAAGAACUGAUGGCAAGUAUGAUGUCCUCAAACACUAGUAAAGGCCAAGAAGCAAUAGAAUGGGUAAUACAUAAAUUAAAUGCUGAGAUUGAAGAACUGACAGCCUCAGCAAGAGGAAGCAUAAGGACUCCAAUGGCAGCAGCAGCAUUUGCAGAGAAGUGGUCAUGA
Messenger RNA from Nomascus leucogenys (northern white-cheeked gibbon), 552 nucleotides. Its product is annotated as PRELI domain containing protein 3B-like. The coding region runs from base 1 to 552 and encodes 183 amino acids. NCBI's taxonomy places the organism in Eukaryota, Metazoa, Chordata, Mammalia, Primates, Hylobatidae. Gene Ontology annotation, molecular function: phosphatidic acid transfer activity. The record is from RefSeq and is a predicted model, not a curated record. The transcript has a single exon. Gene Ontology annotation, biological process: phospholipid transport. Gene Ontology annotation, cellular component: mitochondrial intermembrane space.